Cebus imitator (Panamanian white-faced capuchin) is the source of this 13216-nucleotide messenger RNA. It is a transcript of the gene ITPR2, whose product is annotated as inositol 1,4,5-trisphosphate receptor type 2. The coding region runs from base 2862 to 10790 and encodes 2642 amino acids. Gene Ontology annotation, molecular function: inositol 1,4,5-trisphosphate-gated calcium channel activity; inositol 1,4,5 trisphosphate binding. Lineage: Eukaryota; Metazoa; Chordata; Mammalia; Primates; Cebidae. The transcript has 57 exons. The record is from RefSeq and is a predicted model, not a curated record. Gene Ontology annotation, biological process: calcium ion transmembrane transport. Gene Ontology annotation, cellular component: membrane; endoplasmic reticulum.
AGUAGGUCUCAGCCUCAUUUUACCCGGCUCCUAUUCAAGAUGGAGUUUCUCUGGUUUAAAUGCCUCUGACAAAACCGUUGUAGUCAGGGACUGUGUGUAUAGUCAUUAUCUGAACUGAGGAUGCAGUAGUAGAAACAAACUCAAGUAUUCUGAGGAACUUAGCAUAGAUAAUAAGAAGUUAAUUACUAACGAAGAAGACUGUUAAAAUUAAGGUGGAGUUUUAGAUGUCUAAUGUGAAAAUUUAACAAGUUUUUCGAAAAGGAGACUGUUUACCCAUGAAAGCUAAUUGUUAAUUCUAUAUAUGCAUUGACCCACUCAAGGCUAUAGACACCUCUCUAUAAUUGUGGGAUUAUGCAUGUGGUAAAAACAAUUUUAUGUCUGGGUUUAAAAUCAUGUGGUUUUGGAGUGUUGGUUUUAGGACCUGUAAACCUUUUUAUAUAAGAUGAUGUUUUUGACAUUUCAGGCUCAGUUCAUUUGAGUUGAUGGGAGUCCAUUGUCAGAAUAUAUAGAGUAGUAAGAAGAACAUGAAUUGAUCUUGGUCCCCGUGACCUGGGCCUCAAGGCUACAACAUUGGUUUUAGUAGUUUGAGAUUAGUCCUGUUUAUGCCACAGUAACUGUAAAAGCAGUUCUGAACUCCAGGGCAAUGAUCUUUCAACAUUUAUUUUAGGUUCGGAGAUACAUGUGCAGGUUUGUUCUGUGACAUGAUCUUUCAAUUUUUGAGAUCAUAUGUUCCAUCAGAAAAAAAGUGAGCGUAAUUGAUACACAUUUAUAAAGUUACAUAUAUGUAUUACUAUAAUAUUGAACAUAAGCAGAAUAAAGUUUUAAAAUAGGGGAUUAAAAAAAGUAAGUCUAAUUUCUGGAAUUUUCCUCCACACCCCAGUAGGUUGUUUGGGUACUCCCCUGAAAUGUGCAUACCUUUUUUGAACCCCCUGCCCUGGUCCUUUGCCAGUAUGGUGACUCAGCUGUUUUGGUUGCUUGGGUGGUGUUAACUAGCUGCAUGAUCUUGAGCAGAUACCUUUAUUUAACAGAUUUGUAAAAUGAGGGUAAUUAUACAUAUCUCAUAGGAUUGCUUUGGAGAUUAAAUGUAACGUGAUCUCUAAAAUUGUUAGCACGGUGUAUGAAAAGUUAGCUGUUUUUCCCCAUUGAUGAGUUUCUCUUUAUUUUCCUCUGUUUCACUACUUCUGUUCAUUCAUAUAACUACUUCUUUUUCUUCUGCGUCAGGACUUUGCUUAGAGCCUUCUGUCUGUUUGUUUCUGUUGGUUUCCUUUCUAAGUCUCAUGUACAGACAGGGAAUCUGGGCUAAUUGGUUAUAACCAUAAGACCCAUUUUGCCUGGAACAAUCCUGGUUUCAACCUGUGGUCCCAAUACGACUAUGGUGAUUCUUUUACCUUCUCAAGGUGCCCUGAAUUGAAAAUAAAGCACAAGAUGAACUUCUUAAUAAGUCACCAUCAAGUAUAGAUGACCCAUAUGGGGGCGGAUGUCUUGUAUGAAGGAUGCCUCCUUGGCACUGCACCUCUUAGAGAUGGCUCUCUGGCUAUCUUCAUAUGAUGUGUUAACCAGAAGAGGAGGGUCCCAUCUAUCAGGACAUGAUGGGAUGGCAUGGUGAGUGUGGCAUGACCUCAGGGAGAUAUCUAGUACAAGAGGUCACUCUUAAUCCACAGAACAAUAGAUUACUUUAGGAGAUGGCUGGACAGUUGGAGUCUAUAACCAUGGUGACUGUCUACUCAGAUUGCAAAAAUGAAAAUCAAGAAUUUAUUGGGUUUUGAACUUGAAAAUCUGAACCUGCAACCUGAAGCUCAACAUCAAGGUGGACAUUUUCUAAGCUGAGAAAAUGUUCUUUUGAUUUGGAAUAAAAUGUGCUACUCUUAUGUAAGGUUACACUUACUCAUAGCAGGAGUUACAAAUAGGUCUCUGCACCAGGUGCUCUGGAAAGAACAGAAUAGUUUCUUGUUCUCCUAAUGUUUACUAAAAAACUUGUUGUUACUUGUCUUGUGGGUUUUUCAAUUCUGGCUUCGUGUUUUAACUCUACUGGACACUGAGCAGAUAAGAAUUAGCAAUUGUGAAGUUUAUUUUAACAGUGUCAGGAAAAAAACAUACGUGAUUACUGAAUAAUGCACAUUUUCUUCACUUUCAAAUAAUUUCUAUAACUGUGUUCUUGAGGCAUAAUAUUUAAAAUUGAUACUUAGGAAGUCAUAGAUAGGAGACACAUUCCAUAAUCAAGUAAAUGGAAGAUUAAGAUGUUUUGGUUUUUAAUUCUAUUUCAUGACCUUUAUUGGAGUUGAUAACAUGAGAAAGUAAUGGGUAAGUUAACUUUUAUGUUUCCUGAGAUCUGUAGACUCAGAUUUCUAAAACAAACAUAAUCCUGUGAUCAUCAAUCUGAAAUUUUACAGCCCUGACCCAAUACUUGAAAACAAUGGUUUAAUUUCCUGUCUUAAAUGUGGUGAGUGUAUCGGACCAUAUCAAUAUUUCAUUGUUUCUUCAGGAGAAAAAAAAUAACGAUUGAAACCCUACGAUUACUAGAGUUAAAAAAUCAGUUAUGACUUAAAAAAUGGCUGCAGUGCAGACUUUUCCACUAAUACUUGACAUUUUUCAUUAUGGAAUAAGCAGUAACUUCUCAGAAAAGCCUGAGUAGUAUGUCUGAGGGGUUGUUGCUUUGGAUCAGGGUUCAUUUUUAAUUUCCUGACUUGGACAUUUAAAAGUCAAUCCUAACUAAUCAUAAUCAUGAGUUCAAUUUCUUCCUCGAGGUUCCAUCUUGGACUUUCAAAUUGCAGAGAAGAGAUAAUAACCCAUAAAUGAUUAAUAGGGAAUCAAGCCAAUACCUUUGAAGAAAGGCUGCAGACUGCCUUUUCAAGGUGUGCCCUAUGAACCGAUAUUCUGCCCAGAAGCAGUAUUGGAAAGCCAAGCAAGCUAAACAAGGGAACCACACUGAGGCCGCCUUGCUGAAGAAACUGCAGCACGCUGCAGAACUGGAACAAAAACAAAAUGAAUCAGAGAAUAAGAAACUGUUGGGAGAAAUUGUGAAAUAUAGUAAUGUUAUACAACUACUGCAUAUAAAAAGCAACAAAUAUCUUACUGUCAACAAGAGACUACCUGCUUUACUGGAGAAGAAUGCCAUGCGUGUGUCCUUGGAUGCUGCAGGAAAUGAAGGGUCUUGGUUUUAUAUUCAUCCCUUCUGGAAACUGAGAAGCGAGGGUGACAAUAUUGUUGUAGGAGAUAAAGUUGUUUUGAUGCCUGUGAAUGCAGGGCAGCCACUGCAUGCCAGCAACAUAGAGCUUCUUGAUAACCCAGGGUGUAAAGAGGUGAAUGCUGUUAAUUGCAACACUAGCUGGAAAAUCACUUUAUUCAUGAAAUAUAGUUCCUAUCGAGAGGACGUAUUAAAAGGAGGUGAUGUUGUUAGAUUGUUUCAUGCGGAGCAAGAGAAGUUUUUGACUUGUGAUGAAUAUGAGAAAAAGCAGCACAUUUUCCUUCGUACAACCUUGCGCCAAUCAGCUACUUCUGCUACUAGUUCUAAAGCACUCUGGGAAAUAGAGGUGGUUCAUCAUGACCCAUGCCGUGGGGGUGCAGGACAGUGGAACAGCUUGUUCAGAUUUAAACAUCUUGCAACUGGAAACUAUUUAGCUGCAGAGCUUAAUCCUGAUUACCGAGAUGCCCAAAAUGAAGGAAAGACUGUGAGAGACGGAGACCUUCCAACUUCAAAGAAAAAACGCCAGGCAGGGGAGAAGAUUAUGUAUACUUUGGUUUCAGUCCCACAUGGCAAUGACAUUGCAUCCCUUUUUGAACUUGAUGCCACAACUCUUCAGAGAGCUGACUGCCUGGUUCCAAGGAACUCAUAUGUUCGGUUAAGGCAUUUAUGCACCAACACAUGGGUAACCAGUACUAGUAUCCCCAUAGACACAGAUGAAGAGAGGCCUGUUAUGUUAAAGAUUGGGACCUGCCAAACCAAAGAAGAUAAAGAAGCAUUUGCUAUCGUGUCUGUUCCACUGUCUGAAGUUCGGGACUUAGACUUUGCCAAUGAUGCCAACAAAGUACUAGCGACCACAGUUAAAAAGCUAGAAAACGGCACGAUAACUCAGAAUGAAAGGAGGUUUGUAACCAAAUUAUUGGAAGACCUCAUCUUCUUUGUUGCUAAUGUGCCUAAUAAUGGACAAGAAGUUCUGGAUGUGGUUAUCACUAAGCCAAACCGAGAGCGUCAAAAAUUGAUGAGGGAACAAAACAUACUGGCACAGGUAUUUGGAAUUCUUAAAGCACCCUUUAAGGAGAAAGCGGGAGAAGGCUCAAUGCUGAGACUUGAAGAUCUGGGGGAUCAAAGAUAUGCACCCUACAAGUACAUGCUUCGGCUCUGCUACCGCAUCCUGAGACAUUCUCAGCAGGACUACCGGAAAAAUCAGGAAUAUAUUGCUAAGAAUUUCUGUGUCAUGCAGUCCCAGAUUGGCUACGAUAUUUUGGCAGAAGAUACUAUCACAGCUUUAUUGCACAACAACAGAAAACUACUAGAGAAACAUAUCACAGCAAAAGAAAUAGAAACAUUUGUCAGUUUACUCAGGAGAAAUCGGGAGCCAAGAUUUUUGGAUUAUUUGUCAGAUCUGUGUGUGUCUAAUACCACUGCUAUCCCUGUAACUCAAGAACUCAUCUGUAAAUUUAUGUUGAGUCCAGGCAAUGCAGACAUUCUCAUUCAAACUAAGGUGGUCUCAAUGCAAGCAGACAACCCCAUGGAGAGCUCCAUCCUUUCAGAUGACAUUGAUGAUGAAGAAGUUUGGCUCUAUUGGAUUGAUAGCAACAAGGAACCUCAUGGCAAAGCUAUUAGGCACCUUGCUCAAGAGGCAAAAGAAGGCACCAAAGCUGACUUAGAAGUUCUUACCUAUUACAGGUACCAGCUAAACCUCUUUGCAAGGAUGUGCUUGGAUCGCCAGUAUCUGGCCAUAAACCAGAUUUCUACACAGCUCUCUGUAGACCUGAUCCUGCGGUGUGUGUCGGAUGAGAGCCUGCCAUUCGACCUCCGAGCGUCCUUCUGUCGCCUCAUGCUCCACAUGCACGUUGACCGGGAUCCCCAGGAGUCCGUGGUACCUGUUCGCUAUGCCAGGCUCUGGACAGAAAUCCCCACAAAGAUCACAAUUCAUGAAUACGAUUCUAUAACAGACUCUUCCAGAAAUGAUAUGAAGAGGAAAUUUGCCCUGACAAUGGAAUUUGUUGAAGAAUAUUUGAAAGAAGUUGUAAACCAGCCCUUUCCUUUUGGGGAUAAAGAAAAAAAUAAAUUAACAUUUGAGGUGGUCCACUUGGCUCGGAAUCUUAUAUACUUUGGAUUUUAUAGUUUCAGUGAGUUAUUAAGGCUAACAAGAACACUUCUGGCUAUUUUAGACAUUGUACAGGCUCCCAUGUCAUCAUACUUUGAAAGAUUAAGCAAAUUUCAAGAUGGAGGAAACAAUGUCAUGAGAACCAUUCAUGGGGUGGGAGAGAUGAUGACCCAGAUGGUACUCAGUAGAGGCUCAAUCUUCCCCAUGAGCAUGCCAGAUGUGCCACCCAGCAUCCACCCGAGCAAACAAGGGAGCCCUGCUGAGAAUGAGGAUGUGACUGUGAUGGACACCAAGCUGAAGAUCAUUGAGAUUUUACAGUUCAUACUGAGUGUCAGACUGGAUUAUAGGAUCUCAUAUAUGCUGUCAAUAUAUAAGAAGGAGUUUGGAGAGGACAGCGACAAUGCGGAGACAUCUGCCAAUGGAUCCCCAGAUACUUUACUACCAUCAGCUAUUGUUCCUGAUAUAGACGAAAUUGCAGCUCAGGCAGAAACUAUGUUUGCGGGAAGAAAGGAAAAAAACCCAGUUCAACUUGAUGAUGAAGGAGGCAGGACAUUUUUACGGGUUCUCAUUCAUCUGAUCAUGCACGACUACCCGCCUUUGCUGUCUGGAGCCCUGCAGCUAUUGUUCAAGCACUUCAGCCAGAGGGCGGAGGUUUUACAGGCAUUUAAACAGGUGCAAUUACUGGUGUCUAAUCAAGACGUAGAUAACUACAAGCAAAUCAAAGCAGAUCUAGACCAGCUUCGACUGACAGUAGAAAAGUCUGAGCUAUGGGUUGAGAAGAGCAGUAGCUAUGAGAAUGGAGAAAUUGGGGAAAGUCAAGUGAAAGGUGGUGAAGAGCCAAUUGAGGAAUCGAACAUUUUAAGUCCAGUGCAGGAUGGAACCAAGAAACCUCAGAUUGACAGCAAUAAGAGCAAUAACUACCGGAUUGUAAAGGAGAUCUUGAUUAGGCUAAGUAAACUCUGUGUACAGAAUAAAAAGUGUCGGAAUCAGCAUCAACGAUUACUGAAAAAUAUGGGGGCCCAUUCGGUGGUGUUGGAUCUUCUGCAGAUACCCUACGAAAAGAAUGAUGAAAAGAUGAAUGAAGUAAUGAAUCUAGCCCACACGUUUCUGCAGAAUUUCUGUCGAGGAAAUCCACAGAAUCAAGUUCUUCUUCAUAAACAUCUGAAUUUGUUUUUAACUCCGGGUCUCCUUGAAGCAGAAACCAUGAGGCACAUCUUCAUGAACAAUUACCAUCUGUGCAAUGAAAUUAGUGAGAGAGUUGUACAGCACUUUGUGCACUGCAUUGAGACACAUGGCCGCCACGUGGAGUACCUGAAGUUUUUGCAAACAAUUGUAAAAGCAGAUGGUAAAUAUGUGAAAAAAUGCCAGGAUAUGGUAAUGACAGAGUUGAUAAAUGGGGGUGAAGAUGUGCUGAUAUUUUACAAUGAUAGAGCAUCAUUUCCAAUCCUGCUCCACAUGAUGUGUUCAGAGAGAGACCGAGGGGAUGAGAGUGGCCCCUUAGCGUACCACAUCACCCUGGUGGAGUUGCUGGCAGCAUGCACAGAGGGGAAAAAUGUCUACACUGAAAUCAAGUGUAAUUCCCUUCUGCCGCUGGACGACAUAGUGAGGGUGGUGACACAUGAUGACUGCAUCCCUGAGGUUAAAAUUGCUUAUGUGAACUUUGUUAAUCACUGUUACGUUGACACUGAAGUGGAAAUGAAAGAAAUCUAUACAAGUAACCACAUUUGGAAAUUAUUUGAAAACUUCUUGGUGGAUAUGGCAAGGGUUUGCAAUACAACCACAGACAGGAAACAUGCAGACAUCUUUUUGGAAAAGUGUGUUACUGAGUCAAUAAUGAAUAUUGUAAGCGGCUUCUUUAAUUCUCCCUUUUCAGACAACAGUACUAGCCUCCAGACACAUCAGCCAGUUUUUAUUCAGCUACUGCAAUCUGCCUUCAGAAUUUAUAAUUGCACCUGGCCAAACCCGGCACAGAAAGCCUCCGUGGAAUCCUGUAUCAGAACUUUGGCUGAAGUGGCAAAAAAUCGUGGAAUUGCCAUUCCAGUGGAUUUGGACAGCCAAGUUAAUACCCUUUUCAUGAAGAGCCAUUCAAAUAUGGUGCAGAGAGCAGCCAUGGGUUGGAGACUAUCAGCUCGCUCUGGGCCACGCUUUAAAGAAGCUCUCGGAGGGCCUGCUUGGGAUUACAGAAAUAUUAUUGAAAAGUUACAGGAUGUGGUGGCCUCCUUGGAGCACCAAUUCAGCCCAAUGAUGCAGGCUGAAUUCUCAGUAUUGGUUGAUGUAUUGUACAGUCCAGAGCUGCUAUUCCCUGAGGGAAGCGAUGCAAGAAUAAGAUGUGGCGCUUUCAUGUCGAAGUUGAUUAAUCAUACAAAGAAACUAAUGGAGAAAGAAGAAAAACUGUGCAUUAAAAUUCUUCAGACAUUACGAGAAAUGCUAGAGAAGAAAGACAGCUUUGUGGAAGAGGGUAACACAUUAAGAAAGAUACUUCUGAAUCGAUAUUUUAAAGGUGAUUAUAAUGUUGGUAUGAAUGGACACCUGUCAGGAGCCUACUCAAAAACUGCACAGGUCGGAGGAAGCUUCUCUGGACAAGAUUCAGAUAAGAUGGGGAUAUCAAUGUCGGACAUUCAGUGUCUGCUGGAUAAAGAAGGUGCGUCGGAACUUGUCAUCGAUGUUAUAGUGAACACCAAAAAUGACAGAAUUUUUUCAGAAGGCAUUUUCCUCGGCAUUGCCUUGCUUGAAGGAGGGAACACACAAACACAGUACUCCUUCUACCAGCAGUUGCAUGAACAAAAAAAGUCAGAAAAAUUCUUUAAAGUUCUCUAUGAUCGAAUGAAGGCUGCUCAGAAAGAAAUAAGAUCAACAGUGACAGUUAAUACCAUAGAUUUAGGUAGCAAAAAAAGGGACGAUGACAAUGAAUUGAUGACAUCUGGUCCACGAAUGAGAGUAAGAGAUUCAACACUACAUUUAAAAGAGGGAAUGAAAGGGCAAUUAACAGAGGCUUCUUCGGCAACAUCCAAAGCAUAUUGUGUAUACAGAAGAGAAAUGGAUCCAGAAAUAGACAUUAUGUGCACAGGACCAGAAGCAGGAAAUACUGAGGAAAAAUCUGCGGAGGAAGUAACAAUGAGUCCUGCAAUUGCCAUCAUGCAGCCAAUACUGAGAUUUCUUCAGUUACUGUGUGAGAAUCACAACCGGGAAUUGCAGAAUUUCUUAAGGAAUCAAAACAACAAAACAAAUUACAACCUUGUCUGUGAGACCCUUCAGUUUCUGGACUGCAUUUGUGGAAGCACAACCGGUGGCCUGGGCCUGUUGGGGCUCUACAUCAAUGAGAAGAAUGUAGCACUGGUCAACCAGACCCUGGAGAGCUUGACUGAGUAUUGCCAGGGUCCCUGCCAUGAAAAUCAGACCUGUAUCGCUACACAUGAGUCUAAUGGGAUUGAUAUCAUCAUUGCUUUGAUUCUGAAUGACAUUAACCCUCUUGGUAAAUACCGAAUGGACCUGGUGCUCCAGCUAAAGAACAAUGCAUCUAAGCUUUUGCUGGCCAUUAUGGAAAGCAGACAUGACAGCGAGAAUGCAGAAAGAAUUCUUUUUAACAUGAGACCCAGAGAACUGGUGGAUGUGAUGAAAAAUGCCUACAACCAAGGAUUGGAAUGUGAUCAUGGGGAUGACGAGGGCGGAGAUGAUGGUGUUUCUCCAAAAGAUGUUGGGCACAAUAUCUAUAUUCUGGCCCAUCAGUUGGCCCGCCACAAUAAACUAUUGCAACAGAUGCUCAAACCAGGAUUGGAUCCAGAUGAAGGAGAUGAAGCCUUAAAGUAUUAUGCCAACCACACUGCACAGAUUGAGAUUGUUCGGCAUGAUAGGACAAUGGAACAAAUCGUUUUUCCUGUCCCCAAUAUAUGUGAAUACCUCACUCGAGAAUCCAAGUGCCGUGUGUUCAAUACAACUGAAAGAGAUGAACAAGGAAGUAAAGUGAAUGACUUUUUCCAGCAAACAGAAGAUCUCUAUAAUGAAAUGAAGUGGCAGAAGAAAAUCAGGAAUAACCCUGCACUGUUCUGGUUCUCGAGGCAUAUCUCUCUCUGGGGGAGCAUUUCCUUCAACCUGGCUGUGUUCAUCAAUUUAGCUGUUGCUCUCUUCUACCCAUUUGGGGAUGAUGGAGAUGAAGGUAUACUUUCUCCAUUGUUCUCGAUUCUUCUUUGGAUAGCAGUUGCGAUCUGCACAUCUAUGCUGUUUUUCUUCUCCAAGCCUGUGGGUAUUCGGCCAUUUCUUGUAUCAAUAAUGCUCAGAUCAAUAUAUACAAUAGGUCUUGGGCCUACAUUAAUACUUCUUGGUGCAGCUAAUCUUUGUAAUAAAAUUGUAUUUCUGGUGAGUUUUGUUGGAAAUCGUGGCACGUUCACCCGUGGGUACCGAGCAGUCAUCCUGGAUAUGGCCUUUCUCUAUCACGUGGCAUAUGUCCUGGUUUGCAUGCUGGGCCUUUUUGUCCAUGAAUUCUUCUAUAGCUUCCUGCUUUUUGAUUUGGUGUACAGAGAAGAGACUCUGCUGAAUGUCAUAAAAAGUGUCACACGAAAUGGCCGCUCUAUUAUUCUAACUGCAGUCCUGGCUCUCAUCCUUGUCUACCUGUUUUCCAUUAUUGGGUUCCUUUUCUUGAAAGAUGACUUCACUAUGGAAGUGGAUAGGCUGAAAAACCGAACUCCUGUUACAGGCAGUCAUCAAGUGCCUACCAUGACUUUAACUUCCAUGAUGGAAACAUGUGCCAAGGAGAACUGUUCACCCACAAUUCCAGCUUCAAAUACAGCUGAUGAAGAGUAUGAAGAUGGAAUUGAAAGGACAUGUGACACUCUUCUUAUGUGCAUUGUCACUGUGUUGAACCAGGGCCUCAGGAAUGGCGGCGGCGUGGGGGAUGUGCUAAGAAGGCCGUCGAAAGAUGAACCCUUGUUUGCUGCCCGAGUGGUUUAUGACCUUCUUUUUUAUUUCAUUGUUAUCAUUAUCGUUCUGAACUUGAUUUUUGGUGUUAUCAUCGACACUUUUGCUGAUCUCAGAAGUGAAAAACAGAAAAAAGAAGAAAUUCUAAAGACAACUUGCUUCAUCUGUGGACUUGAGAGAGACAAGUUUGAUAAUAAAACUGUUUCAUUUGAGGAGCACAUUAAGUCAGAACACAAUAUGUGGCAUUAUUUGUACUUUAUAGUCCUGGUGAAAGUUAAAGACCCAACAGAAUACACUGGACCUGAAAGUUACGUGGCUCAAAUGAUUGUGAGGAAAAAGGAGAAGAAUUUGGACUGGUUUCCUCGGAUGCGAGCCAUGUCCCUCGUUAGCAAUGAAGGAGACAGUGAGCAAAAUGAAAUUCGGAACCUUCAGGAGAAAUUGGAAUCGACUAUGAGUCUGGUCAAACAGCUGUCGGGUCAGCUGGCGGAGCUCAAGGAGCAGAUGACAGAACAAAGGAAGAAUAAGCAGAGACUGGGCUUCCUCGGAUCAAACACACCCCAUGUGAAUCAUCACAUGUCAGCACACUGAUACCAUGGGGGGAAGCCGUGACUAGCCUUUCAUCAGUGUCCUGCCUGAUCACUGAAUAAAGAACUGAGAUAGAGGGGAGUGAACAGUGCCUAUUGUUGAAAAGUUAAAAACAACCAAGUGCCAAGAUGUUGAGUGGGUUAGCUCUGAGAACAAUUUAUAACUGUGUUUUCAUGGGUGCAAAGACCUAACCUCAAAUGCAUCUGCUAGAAAGCGUGCAUCACACAUUUGCAAUGCAACAGGAAGAAAAGGCAUAUCCAAAAGGCUGGAGAGGGCAGGGAGUGACAGGGUGGAAAGAGACACGGGGCAGGGAGAACUCUCUUCUACUAAAUUGAUAGGAGUCAGCUUUGUCUUAAAUACUGACUACAGCCACUGACAUGGUUGGCUGGAAUUUCUUUUAAUUGUGGCAUAUAGGUUCGUGAUACAAGAAGUCUUACUUUGGUGGCUAAGUUUUACCAAGGAAAAUAACUGAAAAGAUUAAAAGUGAGAGUUGAAAAGAAAUGAUAAUGAUGCUUCCAAACUAUAGCUAUCACAGGGUAAUUUCUUUAUUUAUAACAUGAAGCACAAUGGAUUUACAGCUCUAGGAACUUAGUGCUUUAGAGCUUUUGCCUCUCACGCUGACAACAUAACGGAAUGUGAUUGCCUUCUCUGGGAUUCAGACAGCCUCUGUCAAUGUGGAGCACUAAAGGAGAUUUUCGUGUAACUUGUUAAAAACAUGUUCUAAGUCAUAUAGUCAUGUAUAGGCUAAGAUUUUAAAAGAUCUGGGGGAAUAAAAAGCCAACAGUAAGUGCCAGGAAAUAUUUUUUUGAGACCAUAUAUAUGCUGUUAAAAUAUAUUAAGAUUAACAAAUGAAAAUGCUUAUAGGUGCUAGGAAUUAUUGAGACUUAUGAUGGUGGCAUUGCCUUUUAUAAAGGUGCAGUGAAAGCCAUUUGACUCAUGUUUGCUGUGCUUAAAGAACUGCUUAAGGAACUGAGCGUUUUCAUUUAUGCUAUUCCUGCAGUUAGGAACAAAAAUCCAAGAAAUGUAUCAAAUACUCAAGAAAAUGCCACAUUUCAAUUACAUAUUUAAAACUGUAUCUGCAAGGGCUUUUCAAAAUGUAGAAAGACAUAAACCUCUUACUCAAAUUGUUUUUAUGUUAAAUCAUUGCGAUCAGAAUUUGUCAAGGGAGAGAAUAACCUGGUGUGUUCAGGUUAUUCUUAGAGAGUACACAUUUGGAAUAGCAGAGCAAAAUAUGGAUAAUGAAAGUGUUAGGGAAAAUGUGGUGUGAUAGGAAGUGAAGACGCUUGAUUCCAGACUCUAGGAGAUGCUCUGCAAGUUGACCUCGCCUCUCCCUGACAAGAACAAAAUACUACCUCCAGAGUCUUUAAAUUCUGUUAUUAACGCCAAGGUUUAAGGUCCAGAGAGCAUUUGCUAUGACCAUUUUUAAAGCUUUUGGAUUGUUCUAACAUAGCUUAAGCUAUUGGUUCCUAAAAAUCCCAAAUCAUGAUCUAUGUAGAAUAUAAAGGAAGCCUGAACCAAUCCUUCUUCCACACACUGUCAAAAUGUAGAGUUGGAACAAAGCUGUUGGGAUCAAGAGCAAUGAUUUUUGAACUGAAGCUACUGGUACUCCCCAGCACCACCUCAUACUAAGAAUUCCUCACCUGACAUGAUAGUAUUUUUCCUGACUAGGAGCUGAAAGACUCUGACAUUCAUGAUCCAAAGAUACUACAAAAUUUUGAUAUGUCUGCAUGCAGCACAGAAUUUUGAAUCUAGCAAGCAGUCAAUAAAUACAUGAGAAAUUCAGCUGUCAUUCAGUUACUCUUAAUUAUUUAUAAAACUUUAAAUGAUGCCACAUAUUUGUUUGUUUUAAACAGCUUUCCCAAAAUCAAAGUAGACUAAAGCAGCCAUUUUUAAUAUCCAGGAUCAUCAAUGCUAUUAACAAUAUAAGGUAAAAAAGUACACUCUAAAAUGUUUUCAUCAGGCAGAGUUUUAUGGAUAGGGAAAAGAAGAGAAAUGUGGUAAAUAUUGAACCUAUUCCACUAUAGGAACCUAUCUUUAUUUUAGUACAAAAUAAAGUAUUUCUGAUGUCUGAAUGAGAGGUCAAAAGAAUAGAUUAAUUUGUACACAUCUGAGCAACCUGUCUUUCAGAUGAUAAAGUAUCUAGUCUUUUCUGACACCAUAAUAGUUCAUUUUGUAGGGAAUAAGCCAUUAGGUGUAUGUAACUGCUAUUCAGAAAUGACCUAAUGUCCCCAACCACUAUGUAGUAGCAGCUCACUGUUUCACAGCAUAUUUUCUCCUGAGGGAAGUAUUCGAAAGAGACUGCAGUUAACAAGAUUCUCAUUUCAUAAAAAUUUAAAUAUUUCUCAGUUUUUUUUAAAUUUUUUUUCAGUUGUAUUUUUAAUGUCUCUUUCUUUCCUGCCUAAAUGCUUAGAAAUUAUAAAGCAAAAAAA